AUGGAUUCACAACAGCUUUUCAGUUCUGGUGUUGCUAGUGCAGGAUUACCUUACAUGUCAUCUUUUCCCACAGUUCCAUCCCUACCCAACAGGCUGCUUGGACCCUUGAAAUAUGACACAGGAAACUCACCUAAUUCACCCUUUUCCACUUACUUUGAUUCUGACACCCUUUCUGCAUUGAGUGACGGCAAGGACCAAUACAGCCCCGGAGAAAUCCUCUCUUCACUGGAAACCAAUUAUUAUAUGUAUGGAUCAAUCUCAUCUGUGGACGGGCUCAUAGACAAUUUUCCACUAUAUUCUGCGAGGAGCUCUCUUCUACAGAAUGUGAAUUGUAAUCAGAAAAUCCAACACGCUUUGCUGGAGCUAGAAACUGCUCUGAUGGCCCCUGAUGAUGAUCAAGCUAACACACCAAAUACUUUGGCUGACGGCAGCAGGCCAAUGGCAUCUGGCCAGAGAUACAGGUCCUGGAACCAUGAGAACCAUGGCUCACAAUAUACUCAAACUCAGCCAUCAUGUGUUCCUAGCAGUUGGCUAUCAAGUGAAGUUGUGCAUGCAGAGAAACGGCAAAAGUUGAUAGAGGAACCAUCACUACAAGCUUUCCCACCAAACAAUUUGAAGCAAUUGCUGAUUGCAUGUGCCAAAUCCCUUUCUGAAAACAACAUGAAAGAUUUUGAUCAAUUGGUAGCAAAGGCCAGAGAUGCCGUGUCCAUCAAUGGGGAGCCAAUCCAGAGGCUUGGUGCUUACAUGGUAGAAGGGCUUGUUGCAAGGAAGGAAACAUCAGGGAAGAACAUCUAUCAUGCCCUUAGUUGCAGAGAGCCUGAAGGUGAAGAAUUACUCUCUUACAUGCAACUUCUGUUUGAGAUCUGCCCCUACUUAAAAUUUGGUUACAUGGCUGCCAAUGGAGCCAUUGCGGAAGCCUGCAGAAACGAGGAUCGCAUACACAUCAUAGACUUCCAAAUUGCUCAGGGAUCUCAAUGGAUGACUCUUCUUCAAGCCCUUGCAGCGAGACCUGGUGGUGCUCCCCAUGUUAGGAUCACGGGGAUUGAUGACCCUGUUUCUAAAUACGCUCGUGGCGACGGAUUAGAGAUGGUUGGGAAAAGGUUGGCCUUGAUGUCUGAGAAAUUUGGCAUCCCAGUUGAGUUUCAUGGAGUGCCUGUUUUUGCUCCAGAAGUGACAAGGGAAAUGCUUGAUAUCAGGCCUGGAGAGGCCUUGGCUGUGAACUUCCCCUUGCAGCUCCAUCACACAGCCGAUGAGAGUGUUCAUGUGAGUAACCCAAGGGAUGGACUAUUGAGAUUGGUAAAGUCACUUGCUCCCAAGGUGACCACACUGGUGGAGCAGGAAUCAAACACCAACACAACCCCUUUCUUCAACAGGUUUAUUGAAACCUUGGAUUACUACUUGGCGAUCUUUGAGUCUAUUGAUGUCACUCUCCCAAGAGAUAGCAAGGAACGGAUCAAUGUGGAGCAACAUUGCCUGGCCAGGGAUAUAGUGAAUAUUAUUGCUUGUGAAGGCAAGGAAAGGGUUGAGAGACAUGAACUAUUAGGCAAGUGGAAAUCCAGGUUAACAAUGGCUGGCUUCAGUCAGUGUCCUUUGAGCUCUUAUGUGAAUUCUGUCAUAAGGAGCCUUCUGAGGUGCUAUUCAGAACAUUAUACUCUAGUGGAGAAGGAUGGAGCCAUGUUGUUGGGUUGGAAGGACAGAAAUCUGACAUCAGCUUCAGCCUGGCAUUGCUGA
Molecule: messenger RNA, 1731 nt
Organism: Sphenostylis stenocarpa
Lineage: Eukaryota; Viridiplantae; Streptophyta; Magnoliopsida; Fabales; Fabaceae
Source: the annotation of a GenBank genome assembly